This is a messenger RNA of Salpingoeca rosetta, 4497 nucleotides long. RefSeq lists its product as uncharacterized. Gene Ontology annotation, biological process: protein deubiquitination. The record is from RefSeq and is a predicted model, not a curated record. The transcript has 33 exons. Lineage: Eukaryota; Choanoflagellata; Craspedida; Salpingoecidae. Gene Ontology annotation, cellular component: nucleus; cytosol. The coding region runs from base 346 to 4293 and encodes 1315 amino acids. Gene Ontology annotation, molecular function: cysteine-type deubiquitinase activity; cysteine-type endopeptidase activity.
CUUGAAAAUAGCGGGAAUCGUGGGUCUUUGCGUGGCGCACCAAUCCGACGACACACAGUCACAGCCGCGGAGGCAAAGCUGGAUCGGGCAGCACACAGAGGCACAAGAGACGGGAGAAGAAGGAACGAGCAGUCAAGAGGCAGUCAAAAAGCAAGGCAGCGUUCAGCCAAAGCGAGGAGGAACGAGGCCAUCACCGUGAACGCGUGCGUGUGGGUGUGUGGGCUGUUGUUGAGAAACACUUGCGUCGGCAAAAGGGUGAUUUGAGCGCACGGUCAUCUACCUGGUGGGUGUGCGGGACUUGCGUAAUCUUGGUGGACAAUCCACACGCAUCAACAACCCACAGCAAUGCUGCACGAGGAGCCACAGGGCAAGACCAGUGCUGGCCCAGCAGCCAUCAACUGCAUCGUGCGCGAUGAGACAACAGGAACCAAGCACACCUUCACUUCCAGCGCAACCACAACGCAAAAGGACUUCUGCGAUGCCGUAGCUGCGCAGUGUGGCUACAAGCCCGAAACAUUCAAGGUUGUAUUCGAACAACGCGACGGCACGGAGGUUGAGGUGGACUGCUACUGCACCAGCGCCAUGAGCAAGCUUUCCGUCGAUGAGCACUUGACAAACAAGUUCUUUCUUCGUGAGCUUGACAGCGGCCCUCCAGAGCCAACUGGCGACCAGCCAGUACCAGCAACCGGUUCGAGCCAGGGCGGCCACAAGCGGGCAGCGGCCACCUCUGUGGACGUGAUUGGUGGCGGUGAGCUGAAGGCCAUUCGCACCCGCGCCAACAGCGACAGCGACGAUGACAGCGACACGGACCAGGCAGCAUCAUCAACACGGUUUGUGGGCCUGGCAAACCAGGGCGCCACGUGCUACCUCAACAGCCUGCUCCAAUCGCUCUACAUGACCCCGGAGUUCAGAAACGCCAUCUACAAGUGGGAGUCUGCUGCAUCUGAGGAGCUGUCCAUCCCCGCUGAGCUGCAGAAGCUGUUCCUGCGCCUGCAGACGAGCAAGCAGCGCUCCGUCGAGACAACCGACAUCACAAAAAGCUUUGGCUGGGAAGGCAACGAGGCCUUUCAGCAGCACGACGUGCAGGAGCUGCUGCGUGUUCUGUUUGAUGCGCUCGAGGAAGAGUGGCAGGACACCCCGCUGGCGACGACGAUCAAGGACCUGUAUGAGGGCGAGAUCCACGAUUACGUGUCGUGCACAGAAUGCGGCUACGAAUCGGCGCGGACGGACAAGUUUAUGGACGUGCCGCUUGUGAUCAAGCCGUUUGGCAGCGAGAAGAUCAUGACCAGCGUGGAGGAGGCCAUGCACAAGUUUGUUGAGGUCGAACGCAUGGAGGGCGACAACCAGUACCACUGCGAGCGGUGCGACAAGAAGGUGGACGCCCUGAAGGGCCUCAAGUUCAAGAAGUUUCCUUACCUGCUUACGCUGCAGCUCAAGCGCUUUGACUUUGACUACACCACCCUGCGUCGCAUCAAGCUCAACUCAAGGUUUGAGUUUCCGACAGAGCUUGAUGUGAGCGAAUUCAUGCCGGGCGCACAAUCGUCACAGCAAGAGCAGCAACUACAAGAGCAGCAACAAGAGGAGCAACAGGAACAGCAGGAACAACAGCCACAGGAACAACAGCCACAGGAACAACAGGAACAGCAAGAAGAGGAACAAAACGGGGGCAAUGACACCAACACAGCGCCAGGAUCAGCAGCAUCAGCGUCAACCACAACAGCAGCAACGGCAGCAGCGGCAGCAGGGGCGAGCGAUGCGCCCGUGAAUGGCGACAGCGAGAUGGAGCACGAAGACGAUAACAACAGCGGUGGCGACGAUGAUGAUGAUGAUGGCGACACGGGCGAUGGUGACAUCCGUCAUGACGACAAGAACCACGCCACAUUAUCGUCCUCCCCGCUGACGUUUGAAAAGCUAAAGAAGGAGAAAGAAGCCAAGCGGGCGGCUGCGGUUGCACGUGGGUGCGUGUAUGAGCUCUUCAGCAUCAUGAUCCAUCGCGGCAGCGCCCUCGGCGGCCACUACUACGCCUACAUCAAGUCGCUUGACGACGGGCUGUGGCGCUGCUUCAACGACUCGAGCGUCACCGUCAUCAAGGAGAAGGACAUUGAGGACGCGUUUGGUGGCAGCCAAGCGGCGUACGGGUGGUCGUCGACGAGUGGGUACAUGCUCAUGUACCGCCGCAUCGACCCUCAGCGAAACCAAUCGUUCUCGACCUACGACGAUUUGCCGCAGCAACUCAAGAACCUGAGUCAGCAAAUUGAGCAACAGGAGAACCAGCAGCGCGAGGACCAGCUGCGACAGGAGCGCACAAUCAGGUUUAUGGUGUGGAACGACGCUGCGGAGAAGCAGACAGUGACAAUUGAGCGAACGGAGCCCCUGUCGUCCCUCCUCAACCUCACCCUCGAGGCGUUUGGGAUUGACGAGGCGUCCAAAUCGGAGUAUCGCCUGUGCCGGUACGACAUCCACCGCAAGCGCUUCCUCACCGCUCUCACGGACCUUGACAAGCCGCUUCAGGAAAUGGGAUACACAAACAACUGGUCGACAUUCUCCAUCGGUUUGCAGCGUGCAAACAGUGACGGCACUUUUGACGAGUACGACCCGAACGCGCUCAUGCUCCUCCUCAGGCACUUUGACCAGGAGAAGAAGGAGUUUGCUCCCCCAGUUCGCGUGAAGGUGCGGAUGACGAGCACGCUUGAUGAUCUCCUGGAAGAGGCCGUCAAGAUUGUCGGCGGCGACAAGGACCAGCUCACCCUAAUCAAAUCGGACUACACCACCCGCACCCUCCGUCCUGGAAGCCUCUCCCAACUCAACUUUCUCGCUGGCGGCGAGACGAUCUUCUCCACGUUUGAGGACUUUAGCGACGAGGCCGGCAAGAUGUUGGACAGCGACACUGGAAAGGAGCUUGAUCGCCGCCGUAACGAAAUCCCCGUCAACAUCGUCCUCGACGAAGACAUUGUCAAAGGAGGUGCAACACACUCUGUGCACGUUGACAAGCGCAUGUCGCUGUACGACUUCAAGGAGAAGUAUGUGCAGCCGCUGCUGGACGGAUUGUCCACCGACGACUUUCUCGUCUUCCGCAAACGCGUGUACAGCGGCACGGAGCACGUCACUGAACUCACUCGCCUCAAAGAUUCCCUGGACACCAACUACAUCGACACGUACCCAGAUGUGCUGAUUCGCCGCGGAAAAGCGCUCAAGCCCGGGCAGGUCAAGACCAGCAUCUACCUCUUCGACUCUGAACAGGAAGAGGCGCCUGAGUUGUUUGAGGAAUUCCCGGCGACAUCAAAGGGCGACAUGGCCGACUUUGCAAAGUCUGUUGCUGACGCCGUCCGGGCGAAGAAGGAAUCCGACCCCGAGUGGACCUUCAAGGACCUGUCCGACGACCCAGAGAGGUAUCGCAUCUGGGACGCGACGGCGUACAUGCGACCGCUCAAAGUGCUGCGCAAGACCAUGCAGCUUCCCAUUCUGUAUGCCGGCAAGUCGUUUCUGGUGCAGGUGCUCGACAAGCCAGACACGGCGCUGGACAUUGACCACAAGGUUGUCUUUGCUCGGCGCUUCACGCCCUCCACCAUGGACCUCGGCCCCUUGGAGGAGUUUGUGGUUGAUCGUGCUGGCGGCGUGCCUGCGCUGCAAGAAUCUGUCUCUGCCGCAUCUGGUAUUCCCGCAGAGAACCUCGAGUUUGCCUCCACGCACAUCUUCCCCUUCAAGUCGGACCCGUUCUCCCUCAGAGACAUGCGAUGGCUGGUUCCCACCGGCUUGUAUCAGCUCUCCUGCUCCACAGAUGGAUCCGGCUUUUACUACAGAGACAAGACGGACAAGAUGAAGGAGUUGACAGAAGAGGAGGAGGAGCAGCUGAAGCGGAAGUACGCGCAGAAGCAGAACAAGGUGCGAACAUGGCACCACAAGGAAGUCGGCAUCGUCAUCAAGCGAAAGAACAAGCGAACCCCCUCAAGCUCGUCCAAGGCGGAGAGCGGGGACGGUGACAACAGCAGCGACAACGGCGGCGACGAGCAGAGCAGCGCAUCAGCAGGCGUGUCCAUGGCAUCCAGUCAUAAGGACAGCACAAGCGCAAACGGUGAUGGUGGUGAACAGCAGCAGUGCGCGGAGGUUGCGGUGAACGGGACCGCGGUUCCAGUUGUGGAGGACACCGGGGAGGAGAGCGACAAGACGGAUGAUGACCAAGUGUUCGAAGACGGUGACGGCACGAACGGCGACGAUGCCGCUGAGGACGGCAGCGCGACGAGCCACGGUGCUGCCGAGGUUGAUGCAGAGCCAAGCCAACACCUACAGCAAUGAAUCUGGGUGGUGUGGUUUGGCGCUUGGCUGUAGUUUUUGGCGGCUGGUGUUGCUGGUUGCUGCCGAAGCGUUUGCUUCCCUUUGCUGAGAGGUACGAUGACUGAUAAUGAGUGAAGUGACCUGUGAUUGAUGUAGACUUGUUCCCAAAUCGUGCAGGUGUGUGUGUGUGUGUUGUGUAUCUCCCCAAAUAAAUUGAUCACACAA